This is a messenger RNA of Medicago truncatula (barrel medic), 1722 nucleotides long. RefSeq names its product E3 ubiquitin-protein ligase MARCHF8. The transcript has 7 exons. Bases 593 to 1462 code for a protein of 289 amino acids. The record is from RefSeq and is a predicted model, not a curated record. Lineage: Eukaryota; Viridiplantae; Streptophyta; Magnoliopsida; Fabales; Fabaceae. Gene Ontology annotation, molecular function: zinc ion binding.
UUUUCCUUCUUUUUUACUUCCAUUCUGCUAGCUGUUUCAUUCUUUUUCAUUUUCAUAUUUUUAUUUCAUCCAAACUCAUCACAAAUUACUCAUUAAACAAAUGGUUUAUGCAUUUGUAUAUUUGUUAAAAACAAUGAUUCUCUUAGUUGUUGCUAUUUGUGUUUAGAGAAAACCACCAAAUUUGUUCUUGGCUUUAUAGAACACUCCUAACUGGGAGAUUACAAAUGUUUCAAAAAGGUCUCUCACACCCUCAAAUUGAUAGUCAUUAGUACAAUAUGAGGACCAAAUUGAUAGUAACUUGUUAAAAUAUAGAGACCUGAUUGAUAGUUAGUGGUUAAAUAUAGGGACCAACUUCACAAUUUAACAGAAUCUAUAUCUUUUUUAAAUAUUCAUAAUCUCAUUGAUCUAUUUGAGAGCAACCUGUAAAAUUAGAGACUAAUUUGAUGGUUUACUCUUGUUUUUACGAGGACCAUCACCACAUUCUCUUUAAGUGAUUAAAAGGUCCAACAAAAUCAUGUGGGUCCUGUGUAAAUUUGGUAGAGGGCCAUGUAAAUUUUAAUAAAUACUCCUUCCGGUCCAAUUUUUCAACCACAUGCAUCAACUUUUAUUGACCCGAAUUUCCCUUAUAAAUAGGACCGAAGGAAGUAAAAGAGAAUGUGUUGUUAGUUUUUGUAUUUUCCGAACUUGUGAUGGAUGGUUUUCUGAUAUGUGGAUACAAAUUUUGUACUCCUUGAGUGUCAUGUUAGCAAAAGAAAACUGGAGCAUGAUGUCAGUCGAAAUUAUCGAGACCAGCGAGCAAGAUCAAAUAACUCCUGUGCCAGUAGAAGUUACUACCAAUGAAGAAAUCACUGAAGAGGAAGCAGUGUGCAGGAUAUGUCUUGAUGUGUUCGAUGAAAGAAAUAUCUUUAAAAUGGAAUGCAGUUGCAAAGGUGACCAGAGAUUGGUGCAUGAAGAAUGUUUAAUCAAAUGGUUCAGCACAAAGCGAAACAAGAAAUGUGAUGUAUGCUUGGCAGAGGUUCAGAAUUUACCGGCAAACUUGGUCCAUGAGUGCCGCUCUGUACAACCAAGAAACAUACGAUUAAGUGCUUGGCAAAACUUUGUAGUGCUUGUCCUGAUAAGCACACUAUGGUAUUUUCACUUCAUUGUAGAUCUACUGUAUCGUGAUUUGAAGACUCGAGGUAUCAUUAUAGCAGCAGCAGUUUCCUUUACAUUGAGCCUCCUGGCAUCUGUUUUUGCAUUUUUCCUUGCAAUCAGAGAGUAUAUGUGGCUAUAUGCUCUUCUUGAGUUUGGACUUGUGGAUGCAACCUUCCUACUGUUUUAUACUUUGUUGCAUUUGGCGCCAAUUUAUUCCAUACCACUUUCAUCAGUUGUAGGUUUUGGAAUUGCUAUGGGAAUCAACUAUAUGUAUAUCAAGCAUGUGAAUCGGAGACUUCAGGUCCCUACUAAUGAUAUCCCAGUAUGAAUGAAAGAAAACCCAUUUUCUUUGUAUAUGUUUUCUAAUACGGUAAACAAAUAGUAUAUUUCCUUUUAGUGCUUAGUUGGUAACCAUGUUCAAAUUGGUUGAGUUUGGAUUAUUUUUUUAGAAUAGACUAUUUUCCUUCUUGUUGUAGAAACAAUAGUCAUUAGUUUAUAAUUUCAUAGACUAAGAAAAACUAUGUAUAUUUGGGAUAAGAAAUGCCCCAACAAAUUGUUAUUAUUUUUAGAAUAUACUAUUUUCCUUCA